CAUGAUGGGAGGGAAAGCACUAUAAAUUUGGUGCAGGAGAGAACAGCAGCACCCAACUCAGACCAAGCGUUAUCACUGUCAGCGCCUCAGACCCGGACUCACGCCUGCCCCAUAAUGGAUAUUCCCAUCCAGUAUCCAUGGUACCGCCGAGCUUUUCCACAUCGACUCUCUGACCUCUCCUUGGCAGAACCACUCACUGAUUGGCCACUGAUGUGGCCUUUCCCCUGGUCCUUACCCUGGAUGCGGUCUUCUUUCACACGCUGGUUCAACUGGCCUGACAAUGGACACAGUGAGAUGCACAUGGAAAAGGAUCGCUUUGCCAUUUAUUUGGAUGUGAAGCAUUUCUCCCCUGAAGAGUUGUCUGUCAAUGUCAGUGACGAGUUCAUCACAGUACAUGCCAAACAUGAAGACAAACAGGAUGACCAUGGCUUUGUGUCAAGGGAGUUUCUGAGAAAGUACAGGCUUCCAGCGGGCGUGUCAAGUGCCAAUGUCACAUCCAGCCUGUCAUCCGAUGGUGUGCUGACCAUCACUGCUCCUCGGUCAUCCACCUUGCUCGAGCGCACUAUCCCUAUUGCCUGUGAGGAUGGUUCAGAAAAACAGAAAAUGUAGAGCUGAGCUUUAUCACACCUUUUUUCGACACUAAUCCAAACUGCUGUCUGUUUAUAUAUUAAACUGUUAGAGUUUCACCAGUAAUUCAGUCCAUUUACUGUCUGACACCUUGUCUGCAAAUCUGUAAGUGUGAGUGACUUCUAAUAAAUCAUUUAAAUCACUAU
Molecule: messenger RNA, 773 nt
Organism: Thalassophryne amazonica
Lineage: Eukaryota; Metazoa; Chordata; Actinopteri; Batrachoidiformes; Batrachoididae
Product: alpha-crystallin B chain-like
Exons: 3
Coding region: 115-609 (164 amino acids)
Biological process (GO): response to heat; protein refolding
Molecular function (GO): protein folding chaperone
Source: RefSeq, a predicted model, not a curated record